Molecule: messenger RNA, 1210 nt
Organism: Hermetia illucens (black soldier fly)
Lineage: Eukaryota; Metazoa; Arthropoda; Insecta; Diptera; Stratiomyidae
Product: serine protease ami-like
Exons: 7
Coding region: 191-1090 (299 amino acids)
Biological process (GO): proteolysis
Molecular function (GO): serine-type endopeptidase activity
Source: RefSeq, a predicted model, not a curated record
AGGGAACUAUCAAAUUAAUUCUAUCAUGACUAUUCUGUCAAAAGCAUGAUAUUAUAAAUGACAGAAAAAUAUUUAGAGAUAAUUGAAAUAAAAAUUAUUCCACACCAAACCAGCAAGAGGCACAGUUGAAUAUGCCAUGGCAGAGUUAGCAUUUUAUAUUUAAAAAGUUUAUUUCUCUAAUCAUUUUAUCAUGAAAUCAGUAUUAAAAUUAUUCGUUUUAAUCGUUAUAACUGGAUAUUCUUAUAUGCAAAACAAAAUUUUCUACAACGAACUUCUGGGAAGAGUGGCCAACCCACAAGAGUUUCCAGGAUUGGUGUCGGUUCAAUAUGCACAACUGAAUAAGGGACACAUAUGUUGUGGCAUUAUCGUUUCAAAUCAUUAUGUGGUUAGUGCAGCUUCUUGCUAUGGAUACUUGCCAGACGAUGUGAUUAAAGAUUGGCUUUAUAUAAUCAUUGGUGGAGAUUCAAUAACACCCGACGGAAAUAUGGAACAGCAAAUGUUGCACGUUAAACAAAUUAUCGUUUACCCCACGUACAAUUAUACUCCACGUCACGAUAUUGCCUUGCUUUACAUUCGAAAAGGCAUUCGGUAUGAUGGUGAAUUCAUCAAAAAUAUGGCAAUUGCAAAUGAAGAAGUGGUGGUGAAUACGGGAAGCAAAUGCCGGACAGCUGGUUGGGCAGUUUCAAAGAGAAAGCAUAUGGACGUAUACAGCAAGCUGAUGGCGUUCAACUUAUCGAUUGUUGAUAAAUCGGUCUGUCGAUGCUCAGAUGAUUCUAAUGACUGCUAUCAGCAAGGACUUUGCGUCGCAAGUAUGGAAGAUGAAAUGGCGUGCUUUACUUUUCGUGGAAAUCCGCUAGUUUGUAAUGGAAUUGUCGUCGGCAUCAGAUCGGCUAAUCGAGCUGAGUGCGUAAGCGAUUCGAAUGGUACUAUCUUUUUAGCGACAUGGCCAUAUUUAAGUUGGAUCAACGGCCUUGUAACAUCUAGAUACAGAAGCAUGAAGAAAAGAAGCGCAAGUAUUCCAACAAACAAGGCCACGUGUUUUACUUUACUGAUCGCCAUGGCAGUGCCCAAAUCGUUUGUUACUUUCUAAAUUGUUAUCAGUUUGCACAUAGGCUUCGUAAUUUAUAUUAGAAUGAAUAAGUCGUCCAUGAUUUUACAAAAGAAUGUUACGCUUUCAAAAAUUGUAUAAUAAAAUGACGCGUUGCGCCGA